ACAGCAUUUCCAACAGGGGGAUUCACACAUAGUUUAGGCUGUGAAGCAGCUCUUCAGUGUGGUUACAUCACAAACAAAGAUAACUUCAGAGUUUUCGUCAUCAGUUGUCUGGAAAAUGCAGGAUCCUUCUCUCUACCAUUUGUUCACGAAGCUCAUACAUUAUAUCUAGAUCACAAUGCACUUCUUCAUUUAGAUCGGUUGUACAACGUUUCAUUAGUCAAUCAUGUAGCCAGACGAGCUAGUCUACAGCAGGGAAGGUCACUGCUGACCACAUGUUGUAGAACAUUCCUCAUCACUCACUUGGAAACAUUACAGAAAUAUAUUGAUGAUGGAUCUAUACAAGGUCACCAGGCCGUGAUUUUUGGGGCUGUUUGUGGGGUGCUUAAAAUCCCUAUUUCUGAAGUGCUUUACAUGUUCAUGUUUGGUGUGUUGCGCACUCUAGUGGCCAGCAUUGUACGCCUUGGAAAAAUUGUUGGUUCCUUAGAGGGUCAAAGAUUUCAAUAUGAAAUGCAGAGAAUUAUCCCUGAUAUUGUUGCAAGGUAUGUUUACUGAUGUUUUUAACCAAGUAGAA
This is a messenger RNA of Limulus polyphemus (Atlantic horseshoe crab), 571 nucleotides long. Its product is annotated as urease accessory protein F-like. The transcript has 6 exons. The annotation marks the transcript as partial. The record is from RefSeq and is a predicted model, not a curated record. Gene Ontology annotation, molecular function: nickel cation binding. Lineage: Eukaryota; Metazoa; Arthropoda; Merostomata; Xiphosura; Limulidae.